AUGGAGAGUGGAGCAGGAAAGCACUGGACUAAGGAGGAGGUUAAAGCUUUGCUAAGUGUCUGGGCAGAAAAAAAUAUACGAAAACAACUUUAUGGAACACUAAGAAAUAAAGGAAUAUUUAUUUACAUUGCUAAAAGGCUGCAAUCAUUAGGAGUAUACAGAGAUUGGAAACAGUGCCGGGCUAAGUACAAAAAUCUCAAAUAUGAAUAUAGAACAGUUAAAUAUGCCCAUAAAUCUGGAGACAGCUCUAAAACUAUGAAGUUCUUCCAUGAUUUGGAUGCAAUCCUGCAAUAUGAACCUACCACACAAUUUACAGAGGAAGAUGCAAAUGGCAGGUGCCUGGAAACGCUCAGCCCAAGUACAGCCCCAGAGACCACUGAAGGUAUCUCUAUGAAAAUAUUGGAACCCUCUAAUACAACUUUUAUCCCAACUGUAGCAAAUGAAGGAGGAAAGCACUGGACUGUGCCAGAAGUCAGGGCUCUAAUAGACAUCUGGUCUGAUAAAAGCAUACAACGACAACUAGAGGGAACAGUGAGAAAUAAAAGGAUAUUUGAACAAAUUGCUGCCAAGCUUCAGAAAUUUGGAAUAGAGAGAGACUGGAAGCAAUGCAGAACAAAGUACAAAAACCUAAAACAUGAAUACAAGAUCGUAAGAACAGCACAAGACCUAGGCAUGACUAAGAGUAUGAAAUUUUUCACUGAGUUGGAUGCCAUUCUGGGACACAAUAAAACAGAAAAAUCACGAGACCAGGAAUCCCAAGAUGGAGAACCUGUCACAGAAUGUGCCAACGUAAAAAUGGGAGAGGACCAGACAGCCAUUGCUGGAGAUGUAGCUGAAGGUGAUUCGGUCAGUAAUAAGUCAGAAGACAGAGGAGAUACAGAUACAAAACAAAGUCCUGACACAGAAUUAUUUGAAGGUCAUAACAAAAGCCAAGGAACUUUGAGCUUCAAGAGAAAAGUGCAUGAAGAUGAAACAGUGUCCCUAUCUCUUAAGAAAAGUGCUCCUGAGAUCAUUACAAAUCAGUUUCCUCAAAGCAUAAUAACAGAACCAAAAGAUUCUACUGAACGUUUCUGCAGACAGGAAACCCAACUUCAUCAGAGUUCUGCCUCGCUUCCCGGCGCGGUCGCAGCCCUCAGCCCACUCAGGAUAAUGGCGACAGCUGAGGUACUGAACAUUGGUAAAAAAUUGUAUGAGGGUAAAACAAAGGAAGUCUACGAAUUGUUAGAUAGUCCAGGAAAAGUCCUCCUGCAGUCCAAGGACCAGAUUACAGCAGGAAAUGCAGCUAGGAAGAAUCACCUGGAAGGAAAAGCUGCAAUCUCAAAUAAAAUCACCAGCUGUAUUUUUCAGUUGUUGCAGGAAGCAGGUAUUAAAACUGCCUUCACCAGAAAAUGUGGGGAGACAGCUUUCAUUGCACCCCAGUGUGAAAUGAUUCCAAUUGAAUGGGUUUGCAGAAGAAUAGCAACUGGUUCUUUUCUCAAAAGAAAUCCUGGUGUCAAGGAAGGAUAUAAGUUUUACCCACCUAAAGUGGAGUUGUUUUUCAAGGAUGAUGCCAAUAAUGACCCACAGUGGUCUGAGGAACAGCUGAUUGCUGCAAAAUUUUGCUUUGCUGGACUUGUUAUAGGCCAAACUGAAGUGGAUAUCAUGAGUCAUGCUACACAGGCUAUUUUUGAAAUACUGGAGAAAUCCUGGUUGCCCCAGAAUUGCACUCUGGUUGAUAUGAAGAUUGAAUUUGGUGUUGAUGUAACCACCAAAGAAAUUGUUCUUGCUGAUGUUAUCGAUAAUGAUUCCUGGAGACUCUGGCCAUCAGGAGAUCGAAGCCAACAGAAAGACAAACAGUCUUAUCGGGACCUCAAAGAAGUAACUCCUGAAGGGCUCCAAUUGGUAAAGAAAAACUUUGAGUGGGUUGCAGAGAGAGUAGAGUUGCUUUUGAAAUCAGAAAGUCAGUGCAGGGUUGUAGUGUUGAUGGGCUCUACUUCUGAUCUUGGUCACUGUGAAAAAAUCAAGAAGGCCUGUGGAAAUUUUGGCAUUCCAUGUGAACUUCGAGUAACAUCUGCACAUAAAGGACCAGAUGAAACCCUGAGGAUUAAAGCUCAGUAUGAAGGGGAUGGCAUUCCAACUGUUUUUGUGGCAGUGGCAGGCAGAAGUAAUGGUUUGGGACCAGUGGUGUCUGGGAACACUGCAUAUCCAGUUAUCAGCUGUCCUCCCCUCACACCAGACUGGGGAGCUCAGGAUGUGUGGUCUUCUCUUCGACUACCCAGUGGUCUUGGCUGUUCAACCAUACUUUCUCCAGAAGGAUCAGCUCAGUUUGCUGCUCAGAUAUUUGGAUUAAACAACCAUUUGGUAUGGGGCAAACUGCGAGCAAGCAUUUUGAACACAUGGAUUUCCUUGAAGCAGGCUGAUAAGAAAAUCAGAGAGUGUAAUUUAUAAGAAAGAAUGUCAUUGAAUUUUUUAGGGGGAAAACUACAAAUUUCUAAUUUAGCUGAAGGAAAAUCAAGCAAGAUGAAAGGUGAUUUUAAAUUAGAGAAUACAAACAAAAUGUAUUAGUGAAUAAA
This is a messenger RNA of Saimiri boliviensis boliviensis (Bolivian squirrel monkey), 2552 nucleotides long. The record is from RefSeq and is a predicted model, not a curated record. NCBI's taxonomy places the organism in Eukaryota, Metazoa, Chordata, Mammalia, Primates, Cebidae.